AUUGGCUGCUGUGCUCUCCCUGAGAGAAGAUGGCGGAGCAGGGUCUGGAGAGGAUUCCUGUGGUGGAUAUAGACCCGGACGGCGUGUUUAAGUACGUGCUGAUCCGGGUCAGUGUGCGGGAAGGCUCGGACGAGUCCAAGGACAUUGUGCGGGGCUACGGCUGGGCGGAGUAUCACGCUGAUAUCUAUGAUAAGGCGGCUGCAGAGAUCGAGAAGGAUCGGGUCUAUGACUGCGAGUGUCUGGGAGGAGGCAGAAUUAACCACUCCAGCAGCAACAAGAAAAUCCACAUUUAUGGGCACUCCUUGGGUUUCGGCCGGGCCAGACACGCAGUGACCAUGGAGUUAGUAAAAGCGAAGUAUCCGGACUAUGAAGUGACCUGGUCAGAUGACGGAUACUGAAGAAACCCCGCAGCAACCUACCGCGUGUGGAACCGAGGUGCUGUGCCUCUGCCUUAUGUCCACAAGGGGGCAGCGCUGUGUUAUCUAAUAGAUUUGUUAUUACCAUGGAACUGUGAUCGGGGGCGGUGUGAGUAUAGCGGGCGCUGCCGCACCAGGUGGUAUGGUGAUGGAUGAGUGCAGCGCCACCUGUUGGCAGCAACCUAAAUACAAUUUACACUGCACUGACCCCCCCCCCCCCCAGCGACUACCGUGUGCCCCAUGUCGCCCCCUAUCGCCGGCAGUUCCAUAUCUGUUGUUUGCCUGAUGCUUAAAUCCUAUGUAAAUAAAUGAGCGUGUGGGCAAUGUA
Messenger RNA from Bufo gargarizans (Asiatic toad), 744 nucleotides. It is a transcript of the gene PHPT1, whose product is annotated as phosphohistidine phosphatase 1. NCBI's taxonomy places the organism in Eukaryota, Metazoa, Chordata, Amphibia, Anura, Bufonidae. Gene Ontology annotation, biological process: peptidyl-histidine dephosphorylation. The transcript has 3 exons. Bases 30 to 398 code for a protein of 122 amino acids. Gene Ontology annotation, molecular function: protein histidine phosphatase activity. The record is from RefSeq and is a predicted model, not a curated record. Gene Ontology annotation, cellular component: cytosol.